GUUCAAAUAAUAACCAAUAGAGUUUUAUUCUUGAUUCCCGAAGUGGAUGGAUAAUUUGACUCAUUUAAACUGUUUAUGACUAUUUAAGAAGAUUAAAGUUUUGUCCUAUUUAAAGGCAGUACAAGCAGGGUCGUUUUGUCAGUUCUCAUCUUGAUCUUUCUCUCGUCAAACUUAAAAUGACUUUAUUUGUAUCUUUUUUGUUGCUUACAUUACCCAUCAUUUCAUGUGGACUCCAGUUGUCUAACGAAAAGUCACAAUCGACUUCUCAACAUUAUGACAAUGAAUUGACUGAUCAGGUCUGUGGUCGCGAUACCAUCCCAGGACAAGUGCCAUUCUACGCUUCAAUAGAAGUGAAUAGUCGAAAAUUUCAUUGCAAAAAGUGUAGUGGUGUUUUAAUUGCAAGGAGAUGGGUCUUGACUACGGCCCAUUGUACAUUCAGUGUUUUUGGACCCAUACAAGUUGUUUUAGGUGACGAAUGGAAUAACAAAACAAUUGGAGUUGAAAAAAGUUACAUCCAUCCAGAUUUUAAUCGUCUAACACAAGUAAACAAUAUCGCUCUUUUAUUAUUGAAAGAACCAGUUCAGUUCAGCAGGAAUAUCCAACCAAUUUGUUUACCAGAACCUGGAGAAGAUGAAACUUUUUAUGGUCGCAAUGGAACACUGGCUGUCUGGGGAAAAAUAAAUCAAACAGAGAGAAAAUUGCCGACAAAUAUGCAAAUAACCAGUUCGCCGAUCAUGAAAUCUGCUGAUUGUUGGGAAAUAUACGAAAAUGCUGGUAACAAGAAAUCACCUUACCCUGAGUUGGCUCUGUGUGCUCGUUACCCGGUAGAUGUAAAGCCUGUAUGUUUUCCUGGGUAUGGCAAUCCGUUGAUGGUCAACGUUGAGAAUCAUUGGAUACUUGCUGGAAUUUCAACUAAUAAAAUAGGCUGUAAGAAGCCAUUUUCACCCCACAUUUACCUUAGUGUAGGAUUUUACUUGAACUGGAUUAAAAGAACAGUUUACUAGCUAUUAUAAAUUUACCUUUGAUCUUGCUGAAAUUAAAUAAACAAAAUAAAGAAAAAAUAGUUGAAAUGUAUUUGAAACGAU
Molecule: messenger RNA, 1085 nt
Organism: Tetranychus urticae (two-spotted spider mite)
Lineage: Eukaryota; Metazoa; Arthropoda; Arachnida; Trombidiformes; Tetranychidae
Product: chymotrypsinogen B-like
Biological process (GO): proteolysis
Molecular function (GO): serine-type endopeptidase activity
Source: RefSeq, a predicted model, not a curated record